Molecule: messenger RNA, 639 nt
Organism: Pichia kudriavzevii
Lineage: Eukaryota; Fungi; Ascomycota; Pichiomycetes; Pichiales; Pichiaceae
Exons: 1
Coding region: 1-639 (212 amino acids)
Biological process (GO): peptidyl-arginine methylation
Molecular function (GO): protein-arginine omega-N monomethyltransferase activity
Source: RefSeq, a predicted model, not a curated record
AUGGGUGAAAGAAUGAAGUACGUUAUUGAGCAUAUGGAACAGGGCUUCACUCAGUGGGUCAUCCUUGAAUACUCCCAAAUCAUCAAAGACGUUGGAAAGGAAAACCUCUUUCUUGUCUCUCUUCCAAAGACAACUACGGAAGACGACAUUCCAAGAGAAUUACGUGAGUUGGGUCUCCAGUGGACAACAGAAGACAUUGUUCCAUACUUAACUGAGAGUCAUGGUGUCACAAAAAAAGAAGAACUUUGCUUACUUGACCCAAGAGCAGAAAUCGAUUUGCAACCAUCAGAUGCUGCUGAAUUCAAGUACUUCAUCUUUGGGGGUAUCCUAGGUGAUCAUCCACCAAGGGAUCGUACUGGGGAGCUAAAGCGAAAACUAAAUUGCCCUUCUCGCCGCUUGGGUAGUUUGCAAAUGACUACCGAUACUGCGGUACGUACGACUCAAAUCAUCCUCGAGAAGCAAACCAAAUUUGAAGACAUCAAGUUUAUCGAUUAUCCUGAAAUUAGAUUCAACAAGCAUGAAGCUACUGAAAUGCCAUUCAGAUAUGUCCUUGACGAAUCGGGAACACCAAUCUUCCCUGAGGGAAUGGUCGACCUUAUCCAUGCAGAUAAUCAAAAGAGCUUAGAUGAUUUCUUUUAG